This is a messenger RNA of Gavialis gangeticus (Gharial), 5463 nucleotides long. RefSeq names its product cytidine and dCMP deaminase domain containing 1 (gene CDADC1). The coding region runs from base 101 to 1588 and encodes 495 amino acids. Gene Ontology annotation, cellular component: cytoplasm. Gene Ontology annotation, biological process: dUMP biosynthetic process; dTMP biosynthetic process. The record is from RefSeq and is a predicted model, not a curated record. NCBI's taxonomy places the organism in Eukaryota, Metazoa, Chordata, Crocodylia, Gavialidae. The transcript is spliced from 9 exons. Gene Ontology annotation, molecular function: zinc ion binding; dCMP deaminase activity.
GCCCCGCCCCCUCCCCACGAUUUGCCAGUUGGGCUGCGGAGGCCUAUCGGUUCCGGGCGCUGACGUAGCGGCGCCGGUUGGCGAGGGCGGGGCCGCUGUCAUGUGCGGCGGGACGCAGCCAGGGCAGAUGCAAAGCGCGGGCGAUGGGCGGGCGGCUAGCACUGCGGGCACCCAGACCGACAGCGCCGCAGGUCAAACACCAAGGCUUUCUAAAGUCAACCUUUUCACUUUAUUCAGUCUCUGGAUGGAACUCUUUCCUUCAGUUGCACAUCUAAAGAAAUCACAGGUAAAGAAGGCUGGUCUUGUUGUAGUGAAAAACAUGAAAAUUGUUGGUCUACAUUGCUCCAGUGCAGAAUUGCAUGCUGGUCAAAUUGCUCUUAUUAAACAUGGAUCAAGACUUAAAAACUGUGACCUUUAUUUUUCCAGAAAACCAUGUUCUACUUGUUUAAAAAUGAUUGUAAAUGCUGGAGUGAACAAAAUUUCAUAUUGGCCUGCAGAUCCUGAAGUCAGCUUGCAAAUUGAAGUGUCCAACCCUACCACUACUGAAGAUGCAAAGCUGGAUGCCAAAGCAGUGGAAAGACUGAAGUCAAAUAGUCGAGUUCGUGUGUGUGUCUUGCUUCAACCUUUGGUGUAUUAUAUGGUGCAGUUUGUAGAAGAAACCUCUUGCAAGUGUGACUUCAUUCAAAAAAUUGCAAAAACUCAACCAGGGUUAAAUACUGAUUUUUAUGCUGAAUGUAGGCAAGAAAGAAUAAAAGAGUAUGAAAGUUUAUUCCUAAUUUCAAAUGAAGGAAGGCACAAGCAAAUACUGAGGACUAUAGGGCUGGAGAAUCUCUGUGAAAAUCCAUAUUUUAGCAAUCUUAGACAAAAUAUGAAAGAUCUUAUCCUGCUUUUGGCCACAGUAGCUGCCAGUGUUCCAGCCUUUGAACACUUUGGAUUUUACUGUAAUGGAUCCCAGCAGACACGUGAAAUGUACCAUCAAAGCUUGCCCCAAGAAAUUGCAAGGCACUGUAUGAUACAAGCUAGGUUACUGGCCUACCGAACAGAGGAUCACAAAACAGGAGUUGGAGCUGUGAUUUGGGCAGAAGGAAAAUCUAGAAGUUGUGAUGGAACAGGAGCUAUGUAUUUCAUAGGCUGUGGUUAUAAUGCCUUUCCUGUUGGAUCUGAAUAUGCUGAUUUUCCUCAUAUGGAUGAUAAACAAAAAGAUCGCGAAAUCAGAAAGUUCAGAUACAUUGUGCAUGCUGAGCAGAAUGCCUUAACAUUCAGGUGUCAAGAUAUAAAACCAGAAGAGGAAAGCAUGAUUUUUGUGACAAAAUGUCCAUGUGAUGAAUGUGUGCCUCUAAUCAAAGGUGCUGGGAUCAAGCAAAUCUAUGCAGGAGAUGUAGAUGUUGGAAGAAAGAAAGCAGACAUAUCAUACAUGAAGUUUGGUGAGCUUGAGGGUGUUAGCAAGUUUACAUGGCAACUAAAUCCGUCUCAUGCUAGUGAUCAAGAGGUCCAAGAAUCUGCUGCCAGAGAAAAUGGUGUACAGAGAACAACAUUGCUUGAUGACCCACAGCACCAAAGCAAGAAGCUGUGUCUUGGAAACUACUGAUCAGUUACACAGGAAGCAGAAACAUUAGGUCUCUGUGAGCCUCUUAAAGCACUUUUAUAAUCCAGCCUGCUUGUGCUGUCAAGUAAGGUUGGAUUUUAUUUAUUAAUUGUUGGAAAAAUGAUUUUAGAGUAAGUUUAUUUAUGAGGUCUUAAAUGUUUUGUAUAGUUUUUAAUUUUAGACAUUUAUAAAGGAUUUUUUCCCUGUGAAAAUGCUGCUUAGAUAUUACAUACAGAACUAAUUUGGUGGCCACUAUUAAGAUUGCUUGGCCAAUCAUUAUGAAGUGAGAGCUUCCAGUCAUCAGAUCUGAAUCAUCUCUUUGCUAAUGGGACAGAAGAAUCUAGUGAAAUAACAUCUGGUUGGCUCAUGGCAUGAACUGAGGAAAUUGGUUUCAAAACUCCGAGCAAUCAGAAUGUAGUUUUGCAGAAAUAAAGCCUGAUUACUCAAGUGCUUGUGGAAGUCCCACAGAGCACGGGGUCAGAGACAGUAAAAUAGAAUUAGUCACUAACGUGUAUGUUCUUUUCAAUUAUCUGGUACACUGAAUAUGAAGUCAAUGGAUUACAGUGUUCUUGCUUGAUAAAUGACUCAGCCCUAUUGUCCUCUGUGCCUCUGCCAUCUACAUCAGCAGCCAGAGCUAUUAUUCUGUGACCACAUUCUCUUGCAUUGAUGUCAUUUUCUGUGGAUAUUUUUUUUAAUGUACCUCAAUUGAAUGGUCUUGAACAGAAAUCAGUGUAUCACUUCUCAGAAGCUGAAAGUACAUUUGUGAGACUUCAGAUCUUGGAUGAGACUCUCGGUACCUUGCACGUUAUACACUAGGAUGCUCACUUGUCAGGUGGCAGAGGAAAAAUGUUCGUAAUUUCAUAAAUAAUAUCAUAGGAGCAGAUUUGUUCCUGUAGGAAACUCACCAGCUAGAAAGUGACUGGAUUUCUUGAUGUCAUUUUUGAUGCAUUGAUUUGCAACAGUGAGAUAGUAGGGGAGUUUUAGAUACCAACACUGUAGGUAACUGUCACUGGAAUAAGGAACAUAAAUUAGCAAAUAGACUGAACUUGCAAACUCAUCUCAUUGGCUCUGAAGGAACACCAUGUAACUCCCAGCUGGCAGACAUUUGCAUACUGUGCCAAAAUAUAAGGGCAUCCCCAGUAAUUUUGGUCACAGUGGUAAUCCUCCCCACAUCCAGACUGUUUGUGGUUCAAAGAUGACUCGUGAUAAAGGUUCCAAGAUUGUCUUUCCCUUCACAGCUCCCACGUGCAAACUCCUAAAACCUCUCCCUUUUCCACUGGUACUAGGAUAUGCAAGUGGCUUCCUCCACAUGUAACAUGAGUACACAGAUCCUUUAGUCUGUGCUCCUCCUCCUCAUUCUUCUCUUAAACCAUUGGGAAGGGUAAGUUCUUGGGAAUCGAAAGCCAAGUCUCCUGCUCAGUAUUGCCGAACACUGGACUGCUGCAGCAGUCAAGGGCAUAAAAAAGGAAUACAAAAGACGUGCCCUUAGGAAGAGAGGAGCGCAUUUCCCAGCUCCAGCACUGCAAUCUCCACUAUAGCUACACACAUUAAGCAAAGAGCCCUGCCUCUAGUGCCUCUGCUUUCCAGUGACUCUGAAUAUUCUAAAAUCUAUUCCAGGACUUUCCCCUUCUGUUGUCCCUACAGUUGCAUGUUGGCUUCAUGCAUAGAGCCUCAUGGCUCUCUCUUGGCCUGGACAAAGGGCUGGCACCCAUUAGACAAGAGAGACCAGAGAGUAUAUACACAGCCUUCGUUCAUGUAGCGUUUCUGUCACUGUUAUAUUGUUUGUCAGAGGGGCCCUGUUCUUGAUUUUUAAGGGAUUGGGUCUAGUCUAUACAGUCUGGUUCUGGAGGCUCUGGUCACUUCUUGUUAAUCCUGUGGUACAAAGUAUGGCCAUGAUUCCUUUUAAGUUUACACUGCCUGCUUACUCUACAUUUAUGGACUUAAAGCCUUCCCCAUCUGCCCUGCACAACUACUCAGCUCUUGUUCCCUUACAUGGCCACAUAGUUUGGGUACCUUAGUGGCAUAGCAGGGGCUGCCAUUUCCUUUCAGUGUGUUUUAAACAUCUUAAAGAUAUUCUGGAAACUGGCAAAUAACUGAAUGUUGGGUGGAGCUCUCUGCUGCUAACAUGAGAGUGUGACUAACUUUCAUAUACUGUUAGUUCAUUUCACUAAGUAAGGAGGCUGCAACUACGCUGCCUUCCUUAUUCUAAGGCACAGCUGUCAAACAUCCCGGCUGCAGAGCCCCACCAUCCUACCCCCAGUACUACCCCUAUGUAUGAUCAGAUCCACACUGGGCACAAUGUACUUCUAUGGUGCACAGCUGGUCUGCAGGCUGGAUUGGGCCCACAGACUCCCUGCUCUCUCCCUCCUCCUCCCCUAGCAUACCAGAUUUGGCAGCUGGUCCAGCGCAGAGUGGCCAUAAUGGGCAUCGUGUGCAGCACAAUCCAGCUGGAGCAACCACUGCACUGCACACAGUGGCCACCCUAGCCAGGUUGCAUCACAUGUGGCACUCAUUCUGGGAUGUCUACCAUGCGCAGUACCUGCUGCAGCUGGUCUGGGAACUAUGCUGCAUGUGGUGUUUGUGGGUUGCAUGCAGCACAGUUCCCAGGCUGGCUGGAGCAGGCACUGCAUGUGGCACAAUCCCAGAGUUGCCAAAGUGGGCACCAUGUGUGGUACAGUCCUUCCAGGCUAGCCACCACAUGCAGCACGGCUGCCAUUCCAGCCAGAUUGCUAUAUGCAACACCCCUUCCAGCCACUCUAGGAUUCAUGCUGCGUGCAGCAUGGGUCCCUGAUUGGCUGGUGCAGCCACUGGAUCACGGAUGAUGAUUAGGGGGUGGGGUCUGUGGGUCCACUCUGGCCCACAGACUGGCUCUGCACCACUCAUCAGGCCCUGCUCUAAGGACUACCUUUAUUGGGAGCAUGGUUCAGGGAGAGGUAAGGGUGGCAGAAUACCCCUGUUGAGACUUCGGACCCCAUGCCAAGUAUUUGCACAAAAGAAGGAAGUCUGUGAUAUAACGAGAUGUGGAUCUGUCAUUGCAUUAUUGUAUGGGUACAUUUUUAAGCACUUGAAUAAACCACCAAGGUUUUGAGCUCUGAGCUGAACAGACAGUUCUCUUUGUCUGUACCCUAGCCUAAAGGCUUCACUAAGGCCUGCACAAAUCCAGUUUCAGGCUGGGAGCUUAAGCUGCUGUUCUUGAUACCGUAUAAAUGUCAUCAUCACCAGGAGACUUUUCUAAAUAAGCAUUGCACAGUUUGACCUGUUAUAAAAAGUUUAUUUUUUCAGUGCAUAAUAUUAGACUUUGCUGCAAGGAACUUAAACAUUCUGAGAGCUGUAGUAGGAUAGUAUUUAAAGAAAAACAGAUUCUCUUGUUUAAUCAUAGGUGUUCUACUUCAACUUGCAAGUCUCAGAAAAGGAAAGAAUGUCCUAAGAUAAGUGAAAUUACCUAAUGUGUUUAGACUUAACUAUUUAUCCAUAUUAAAAGUACACUCUCAAGGUUAGUACAAUUUGAUCUACCUUUUCAUCCACGAAGUGUGCUGACUUGUAAUUUAGGCACAGAGAAAAUCAGUAAAGGUCUGAUGCUCCUUCAGGUUUUACAUAGAUUUAAGAAACCCGUAGUGCUAGCAGAAUAUUUGUAAGGAAACCAAUUGUGCAUGUUGUUUUGGCAGUUAACAGUUCCUUUAAGUGACUAGGGCUCCUAUGCCGCAUGGUGAUUAGCAUACAUAAGCAGGAAAAAAGGCAUCAAGUAGUGUGUACAUGAAAUAAAGAUUUUAUCUGUGUUCUUUCUUAAAAUGAAGAAAACUUCAGCAAGGAGACACUUCUAGAACACACUGAGUGUUUGUACUUCUUGAGAAGUUACUCUAAACAUUUAGCCUUUAUUU